UACUGUGUUUGUGUAAUUUGGUUACUUUGAUAAUUAUCUCGGAGUUGCGAAUAAAAAUAAUUUCAAGUUAAACAUUCUAUAUAUUUAUUUAUGUGAAAUAUGGAACCAGUAAAUAAAUUAGAAGAAUGGAGUCAUGAAGAAGUGUUUUCGGUGCUCCAGCGAUGGGAGAUGGAAGAGUUUUGUGAAUUUGUGAAAGAAAAGCAGUUGGAUGGCAAAAAUUUAAUGAAUGUUACAGAAGGCAUUAUAAAGCUAUGGAAGCCAAAGGCUGAUGCAAAAAAAAUGCUACUUUUUCUUAAAGAUUUGAAAGAAAACCCCGAUAAGUACGUGAUUUUACCAUCAUCCAAAAAGGAGAUAGUAAAAGUAAGCAAGGAGACAAAUAUAUGUCCAGAAAGUCAAUAUCAGACAGUCACGGUAAGAAAGACGAGAGAAGAAGUCAACGUAAAUACUGUAGAGGAAAUAUUGAAGAAGAUCGUACCUGCUAAGAGUUUCCUUUACAGAAAUCAGCAGAAGAGAACAGAGAAAGCCGUGACGUCAUAUUUGCCGAUGGAUGCAGGAACAACAAGGAAGAAGAGUUUCUUUCGUCUCAGUUCAUACGAAUACCCUUUCUUUGAUAUUCGAUUAAGAUUUUCAAAAAUAGAAAAUAACACAGAUAGGGGAUACUAUUCAGUUAAAUCGAACCGUUACUGUAUCCAAAAGUCAUGUAAAAAGCAAGAAGUUAAAACGAAAUAUAAAUCUUUACCAUCACCAGAACCGAUUUCCAACAAUAUUAUUGAAGAUCAUUUUUAUGAAGAUUUAAAUUAUAAUGAAAUGAAUAAAAUUAACGAUACAAAAGAAACGUCUCCUAGUGGCCAAGGAGUCCAAGUUAAACCUUGUAUGGUGAAAAUUCAGGAGCUAUUUCAGUCUUUUAAAUUUCCUUUCUUUAGGAAAAGUGAAGAAGUAUUACCAACUAGGAAAAUAUCUAAGGAAGAGAAAGACGGAAAUAUUUAUGAAAAUAAUGACAGUGUUUUAAAUAUGUAUGACUCCAUACAUGUAAUGCAUGAUGAUGCCAAAGCUGAGAGUAAAGAAGAAAAACAAGUAAGUACUCUGCCGGUGGAGGAGUACUUGGAGCCGGUGCAGUUGCAUCAGGAGUACUGCGACGUGCGCCGUCGCCACGAAGACUCCCUGCUCGGUUACAUUAUGAACUACUUCGAAAAUAGAUUUGGGGUUAGACGAGAAACAAAUGAAGGAACUCAUUCCGAAGAUUCAGAGACCGAUUCAAAAGAAUGCGAAGACAAAUGGAGUACGAAGAAGACAUGCAACAUGGCGGCGCGCCCUCUGCCGGUGCCUGUCGAAAACGAGCCCUUCUAUAUGAACGUGGAUCGUGCGGAGGCAGAGAACCUGCUGCGUGGACAGCCUGAUGGGACAUUUGUGCUCAGACCUUCCAGUCAGCCUAAUCACGCGUACACUUUGAGUGUGUCGUGCGGCGGCGCGGUGCACAACGUGGGCGUGCGGCGGCGUGCGGACGGGCGGCUGGCUCUGGGUUUCGCGAGGCGCGGCGAGCGCAGCUUCCCCACCGUGACGUCAUUGCUGCGUCACCACCGGCGUCGGCGGCUGCUGCUGGUGGCCGCGGGUGACGUCAUCGGCGCAACGACGCUCGCUGAUACUCCGCACUACUAUCAGACGCCCAGCAGUCUACCCGUGUUGCACGUGUGACGUCAUAUGCUUCGUAAUUCUACGAACGUCACAUCCGUGACGAACAC
This is a messenger RNA of Papilio machaon (common yellow swallowtail), 1739 nucleotides long. RefSeq lists its product as uncharacterized. The transcript is spliced from 5 exons. Gene Ontology annotation, biological process: intracellular signal transduction; cell surface receptor protein tyrosine kinase signaling pathway. Lineage: Eukaryota; Metazoa; Arthropoda; Insecta; Lepidoptera; Papilionidae. The coding region runs from base 100 to 1692 and encodes 530 amino acids. The record is from RefSeq and is a predicted model, not a curated record.